AUGUCUUCGGUGCCGAUUUUAAGCAAGAAACUCCGCGAGUUGGAGAAACAGGCCAAUUUUUUACGCAAUGAGGUAACAAAUCUAGAGGCGACGAAACGCGAUGUGUUAUUCAGCGAAUCCACACAAAAUCGAUCAGAGGAGAUUCAGCGGCAAAGCCAGGAGGAACAAUUGCAAGAUCUGAGUUCCAAUUUUCUGGAUCGAAACAAGAGCAUGAAUCGAUCGUUGCAAAAGAAUAGGCUCGCUUUUCAUUUUCCAGACCUCGUUGAUCAAGCCAACAAAAAGAUCGGCGAUGUGCAGUCCACGGUUAGAACUCAUCACGAGCUGAACCUGGAGAAGGAGAGAUUGAUAUCUAUAUUGGGAAAUCUCGACCACGACGUUCAACACUUGGAGGAGAACUACAAGGAAUUGUUGCGACUGAACAGCUCAAACGAGGAUGGCGACACACGACCUGAGCUCUUUGCCAAAUCAUACGAUGAACUUAAGAAUGAACUUCAGGAGCUGGUUGAACUGUACCGUGAGCGUGAACUUCUCCAAAAGCAACUGAACAAUCAAUCCUCAGAGCUUUGGCGCCUUUCCACGUUAAUGCAGGACACGGUGAAUGCCUAUGAACAAAAGAAAGAGGCAGUGAACGUGCUAGCGGAGAAAACCGCCAAACUACAAGAGUUGCGGGAUAGGCGAAUUCAAUUGGAGCACCUGGAGAAGACAAAAAAUAGUCAGUUUGAAAAGAAGACCAACAUCCGACCGGAGGAGGAGGCGAUUAAAAGUGCAAACAAUGAUUUUAACGUCGCCAUUUGGGCUAUGGAGCGGGAGGAUGAUCAACUCAAAAGUAAUGAUGCCGCCAUUCGGCACCGCGCCAUGCAAAUUGCAAAAAGCCAAAAACGUCUAGAGCUGAUUGGGGAGGCCGUCUCUACCGGCGAGUCGGAUGGUGAGGAACGCGUGGAUGUCGAGGUGGCCGAUCAUUUGGUGUCGGAGAUUAACGCCAUGUACGACUUACAUGCCGAGGCAUGCGCCCACAUGGAUAAGCUAGAUGCGGAUAUUGAGAAAAUGGAGUAUAAAGUCCGCGCCAUCAAUCAAGCCAUUCUAGGGGCUAAAAAGGAACUGCGUACUGUUAAUGACAGCCGUAUGCACAAAAUAAGCCUCCUUAGGAAGGAAAUUGUUCGUGAACAAAAAGCUAACAAUUUUAAUAUCGCUGCGUUGGAAAAAGAGGUAGAAAAAGUUCGGAAAAUUUGCAUUAAUAAACAGCAGCUUUCCAAGGGCCGUCGUAGUGCUAAGAUGCGUCAGACUUCUAAAGCAUAA
Messenger RNA from Phytomonas sp. Hart1, 1296 nucleotides. NCBI's taxonomy places the organism in Eukaryota, Euglenozoa, Kinetoplastea, Trypanosomatida, Trypanosomatidae. The record is from the annotation of a GenBank genome assembly.